Molecule: messenger RNA, 3558 nt
Organism: Pocillopora verrucosa
Lineage: Eukaryota; Metazoa; Cnidaria; Anthozoa; Scleractinia; Pocilloporidae
Product: ubiquitin-like modifier-activating enzyme 6
Biological process (GO): ubiquitin-dependent protein catabolic process; protein ubiquitination; DNA damage response
Cellular component (GO): nucleus; cytoplasm
Molecular function (GO): ubiquitin activating enzyme activity; FAT10 activating enzyme activity
Source: RefSeq, a predicted model, not a curated record
ACUAAGUCUAACUGGCAAGCAUCGUCGGAAAGCUGCCUUUCUCUUCACAAUUUAGCCUGGGAGACGAGCUGCUGUUGGUUUAACCAUUCGUAUUGGUCCCAAGGGAGUGUUGCCAAGAGAUUCAAGUCUCCCUCAAAGAAGACUGUAGAUCAAAAUGGAGAGCAAAACUGAGGUUGAAAUUGAUGACUCUCUUUACAGUCGUCAGCGAUAUAUGCUUGGUGAUGGAGCCAUGAUCAAAAUGGCCCAAUCAAAAGUGCUUCUUAGUGGUCUUGGGGGAUUAGGGAUUGAAAUAGCUAAAAAUGUUGUCCUUGCUGGAAUUAAGUCAAUCACAUUACAUGACACCAAGAUUGCCUCUUAUCAUGAUCUGGGAAACCAAUUUUUCUUGAGAAAGGAGGAUAUUAAGGAGAAGAGAAACAGAGCAGAGGCCAGUGCCCCGAGGCUAGCUGAGCUGAAUCCUUAUGUGAAUAUUCAAACAUCUACUUCAGCAAUUAGUGAGGGUGACUUUGCAUUCUUAUCACACUUUCAGUGUGUAAUUCUCACAGAGGCUCCACUUAGUCUUCAACUUGGAAUAGACAAAUUCUGCAGGUCACAGAAGCCACCCAUUAAGUUUAUUAGUGCUGGUGUACAGGGGGUGUUUAGCUGGGCAUUCUGUGACUUUGGACCUGAAUUUGAGGUGGUGGAUUCCACAGGAGAAGAACCAAAAGAAUUUUUCAUUUGGAAUAUUUCUAAGGCAAAUCCUGGUGUGGUGACAACAUUAGAUAAUCGUAUGCAUGGAUUACAAACUGGUGAUAAGGUCUCAUUCAAGGAGAUAGUUGGAAUGACAGUUCUCAAUGGCUCAGAACAUACAGUCAAAGUACUGUCUCCAUAUGCAUUCAGCAUCUGUGACACCACUGGACCUGAUUAUGAAGAUUAUCAAUAUGGUGGAAUUGCAAGACAAGUCAAAACUUCCUCGACUUUAAUAGAAUUUGAGUCCCUCGAAACACAGCUUAGUAAGCCAGAUAUUCUUACUGCAGAUCUCAGCAAGAUGGAGGUUCCGUUACAUCUACAUCAUGGGGUACAUGCCUUACAUUUGUUUCAAGAACAACAAAGAAGAUUGCCCGAAGUUAGGAAUAGUGCGGAUGCAAAGAAAUUAUAUGAAAUGGCAAAAUUACUGAACCAGAAAGCAGAUACCAAGGUGGACAUUCUUGAUGAAAAGCUACUCAAACAGUUAGCUUUCACAUGUCGAGGCUGUUUUUCCCCUUUGACAGCUUCUCUGGGUGGAAUUGUAGGUCAGGAAGUGUUGAAAGCUUUAACUGGAAAGUACACUCCUUUAAAGCAGUGGCUUUAUAUCGAUGCCACUGAAAUGUUAAAGGGACAGGAGACAUUAGACAAAACUUCGUUCCUCCCAAGGCUUGAUCGUUAUGAUUCUCUUCGAAUUUGUAUUGGAGAGGAACUGCUGAGUAAACUGUCUAAUCUGAGACUCUUUAUGGUUGGAUGUGGUGCUAUAGGGUGUGAACUGUUAAAGAACUUUGCCCUUUUAGGUAUUGGCGGUGGCCGCAAUGGACUGAUGACCAUCACGGACAACGACCUCAUUGAAAAGUCCAAUUUAAAUCGUCAAUUUUUAUUCCGACCUCAUCACAUACAGAAACCAAAAUCAGUUACAGCUGCUUCAUCAGUUACUUUAAUAAACCCAGAUAUUGAUGUCGAUCCUCAACAACACAAAGUUUGUCCAGAAACGGAAGAAACGCUGUACACUGAUCAGUUCUUUGAGUCUCAGGACCUUGUUGUUAAUGCUUUGGACAAUGUGGAGGCCAGGCGGUACAUGGAUAGUCGAUGUGUCAGUACCCAAAGAGCCCUUCUGGAGUCAGGAACAAUGGGACCCAAAGGACAUGUACAGGUCAUAGUUCCUCAUCUUACAGAGUCAUAUGCCAGUCAGCGUGACCCUCCAGAGGAGGAAGUACCGCACUGUACACUCAAGUCAUUCCCGGCGGUCAUAGAACACACCAUACAGUGGGCCAGAGAUAAGUUCGAAAACUGUUUUUCUCAAAAGCCUGGGAUGUACAUGACAUUUUGGUCCGCGAAUGAAUCUCCAGAAAAACUAUUGGAAAUUCUUCAAUCUGGAGACGAACCUGAAAGUGUUUACCGAGUUAUAAAAAUGUUAAAACAACGACCUGCCAAUUGGGCGGAAUGUGUUGCCCGUAGUAGAAUAGAAUUUGAGAAAUACUACAAUCACAAGGCCAAACAAUUACUCCAUGCAUUUCCACUAGACACGAGAGUCAAAGAUGGUUCGCUUUUCUGGCAGAGCCCAAAGAGACCGCCAAUCCCGCAACAGUUCGACACCACGAAUGAAUUACACAUGCUUUUUGUACGAAGUAGCAGUAAACUACAUGCAGACACCUGCGGUAUCAAGUACACCACUGAGGAUUUAAGUGACACACGUAUUACUGACGUACUCCGCGAUGUCAAAGUUCCAGAGUUUAGGCCAAGUUCAAAGGAAAUUGAAACAGACGAAACGGCAUCGAAGUCAGCCGAGUCUUCUAAUGUGUCCUCUAGUGACUUGAAUGAAUUAAUAUCACAUAUCAGAGAGAUAAUGGCAAAGGGAAUUAAGUCAAGCAAAGAUGUGCCGGCAAUGUUUCCCCAAGAAUUUGAAAAAGACGAUGAUUCGAACGGUCACAUCGACUUCAUCACCUCAGCUUCGAACCUUCGCGCUACCAUGUAUAGUAUAGAAACUGCUGACAGGUUGAAAACCAAGAAAAUUGCUGGUAAAAUAGUACCUGCCAUUGCUACCACUACUGCUGCUGUAGCUGGCUUGGUCACUAUCGAGCUUGUUAAGGUUGUUAUGAAGAGUCCCGCUGAAGACUUCAAAAACUGCUUCAUGAACCUUGCACUUCCUUAUGUCAUUUUCUCGCAACCAGGCCCCCCAGAGGUCACGGUCAUCAGGGAAGGCCUGUCAUUUUCAAACUGGGACAAAUGGGUGGUCCAAGGAACACAAGAAUUUAAACUAAAAGACUUUGUGACAUAUUUCAAGGAUAAAUAUGGAUUUGUUGUAUCCAUUGUUGUACACGGCGUUAAGAUUGUAUACGUCCCAAUGUUACCUGGACACUCUAAACGAUUAGAACAGAAAAUGACCAAAUUGAUUAAGGCACCUAACAAAGCCUACGUGGACCUCACCGUGUCGUUUGAGGGUGACGGCGAUGAUGAUCUACCCGGGCCCCCUGUGAGGUACUAUUUUGGUUCCUAAAAGAGGGGCCUUAAAAUUACAACAUUGGAAACUUGAUACAAUAAUCCUGGAGCGGCUUCAAUGUAAAGUCCACUACUCAAUUCGUCACAAUAUAUUCCAAAUGAUAUCACCAAUUUUAAAUGUUUAAUAGUAGGAAAGGAAACACUCACGUCAGGAUUUGAAUUUGUACCUCAUUCGGUUGAUAUUCAAAUUUGUGGACUGGUCUAGUAGCAUUAUAUUUUAUUAAAAGUUGUAAGGAUAAUUAGAAUUUGAAGAAUUUAGGUUUUAUUUAACUCCAUGUUACUGACAGGUAGAUGAGAGAUUUGUACUUAUAAAUUCAAAACAUUUUGCCCAUUUCA